GCACGUUCUCCCGCCGCGUCGCACCGCAUGGCGGCAUUGGCGGGCUGCAAGAAGUGACAUAACGCGUUGUCUUUUGAGAACGGCGUGCGCGGAGCAAGUCUUGGCAGCAAAAUCCACAGCCUCGUAUAUGGAAAAGCAUUUGCUGUCCGCACCAGCGCAAGGACGUAAAAAGCCAAAACUAGCUCAGCGGGAACUGGGGCUGCCUUGAUACAAUACAGUAGGUGUUCGGAACUCGAUAUCCAGCCGUGCUCAAACUGGUUUUAGAAUUCUAGAUGGCUAACUAUCAGCCGCCACCAGGCAGCAGGGGCGGGAGUACCCGCCCAUCACCCUCUCCAUCACCGUACGGCUCCCCACAACCUGAGCGUCGCGGACCCCUACCCGCUGUUCCCGGACCCGCAGGGCCUGCGCACCUAGCUGGAAGUUACAACCCACCACCUCCCCUCCACCCCCACUCGAGCUAUGAGGAAGUCAGCCAUGCAUACCCGCCUGCACAAAACUUCACCCCAUCAGAGGCGAGCAGCACGUUGAAUGAUACGAGGCGCUCGCAAGUAACGGGGCCGCGACUGGGUUAUGACGACAGGAAGCCGUCGGUAGGCAGCUUCCAGGUGCCACUGCCACCGGCGGGAGCUUAUCCGAAUCCGCCGCCGAAUGAUAGGCAAGGGGGUUAUCAUGGCACGCCGAGUGCAUCUCCGCAUCCAUCUGCCCAUGCAUCACCGCAGCUGCCGCGUCGAACAACGCCUCAGCCGGCGAAUUCCCUGGCACCUCCAUCAGGAUCGUAUCCAAUGCAGGAUUACACCAGAUCAAAUCCCGUCUCACCCGCCCCGGGCCGACGGCAAUACCCGUCACAAGACCCAUUGCCAACACGGGGCUCAGCGUCUAUAGAUACAUUGGGCGAUGUAGGAGGCGCGGGGGCUGCAGUAGGACCGGGGAGAUUCACAACUGUGCGCCGGAAAGUGCCCCUGAAGACGGGGAACUUUGUCGUGGACUUUCCCGUAUCUGAGCGGUAUCUCGACAUGUGCAACAUAAAGGAAGGGCAUGAGUUUACUCAUUUGCGGUAUACCGCUGUUACGUGUGAUCCUGACGAGUUUGGGAAGCCGGAGUCGGGGUAUACGCUGAGACCGAAGCUUUUUACCCGGGAUACCGAGCUGUUCAUUGUGAUGACCAUGUACAAUGAAGACGAAGAAUUGUUCGCAAAAACGAUGACCAGCGUCCAAAAGAACAUAGCCUACAUGUGUUCUGACAAAUGCCCCUACACAUGGGGCCCCAACGGAUGGCAAAACAUCGUCGUAUGCGUCGUCUCCGACGGCCGCACAAAAGUCGACAAGCGGGUCUUGAGCAUGCUGCAAGUCAUGGGCGUCUACUCGCCCGGAUUGGAGAGGACGCAGGUGGAGACCAAACCUGUGUCUGCGCACUUGUUUGAGUUUACCACCCAGAUCGCGAUCGAUAAGGAGUUGAAUAUUCGGACUCAUCGGAAUGGGAUGGUGCCCGUGCAGGUGCUGUUUUGUCUGAAGGAGAAGAAUGCGAAGAAGAUCAACAGCCACCGAUGGUUCUUCAACGCCUUUGGACCAGUCCUGAACCCCAACGUAUGCGUCCUCCUGGACGUCGGAACAAAGCCGACAGGGACAUCUAUCUACCACUUAUGGAGAGCCUUCGAUCGCGAUCCCCAGGUUGGCGGUGCCUGUGGGGAGAUUGUGGCCGAGCUCGGGAAAGGAUGGAAGAAUCUUCUGAAUCCGCUUGUUGCGGCUCAGAAUUUCGAGUAUAAAAUGUCGAAUAUUCUCGAUAAACCUCUUGAGUCGGUCUUCGGAUACAUUCAAGUCCUGCCCGGGGCUUUCUCGGCUUACCGAUACAAGGCUCUGCAGAAUUCCACCCCCACCAGCGGUCCUCUGGCCAGUUACUUCCAAGGAGAGAAUCACUCCGGGCAAACCGACGUAUUCAAAGCAAACAUGUAUCUCGCAGAAGAUCGGAUCCUCUGCUUCGAGCUCGUGACGAAGCUAAACGAGAACUGGGUCCUCAAAUACGUCAAGAACGCCUCAGCGGAGACCGACGUACCCGGCGCUCUCCCUGAGCUGAUCUCGCAAAGGCGGCGCUGGCUCAAUGGGAGCUUCUUCGCCGCCGUACAUGCCGUGACGAAUUUCAAGCUGCUCUGGCGGUCGAGCCACUCGGGGUCGCGAAUCGCCGUUCUGAGCUUUCAAGAGAUUUAUAAUAUCUACAAUCUGAUUUUUAGUUGGUUUUCUGUUGGCAAUUUCUACCUCACUUUCCACUUUUUGUUCCAAGGAACGAAUAACGAAGCAACAGAUCCAUUCAAUGGGGCUGGCCCCACGAUGUUCGUCAUUCUGCGUUACUUCUAUAUCGGGGCUAUCGUCGCCCUUGUCAUUGCUUCCUUCGGGAAUCGACCACAAGGCUCCAAAACCCUCUACUACUCCAUCCUUGUUCUCUUCGCCAUCCUAAUGGGCUUCCUGCUCUUCAUGGGCGGCAACGCCGUGUACAAGGGGAUCCCCAAAACAACGGCGGAUUGGGACAACAUCGGACACAAGCUGAUCAACGAACCGUCGUUCCGCGAUAUUGUGAUAUCGCUCGGGUCUACGUAUGGGUUGUAUUUCGGGUCGUCGGUCUUGCAUUUGGAUCCGUGGCAUUGUGUGACGAGUAUGGUGCAGUAUUUGUUGCUGUUGCCGGUUUAUAUUAAUGUGUUUAUGGUUUAUGCAUUUUGCAAUUUGCAUGAUAUCAGUUGGGGAACAAAGGGAGAUAACGUUGCACAGGGUGCCAUUGCCGGCACUUCCGUAGCCGUAAAGAAAAACGAUUCCAGCGAAGCGGAGGUGACCGUCGACCUACCCCUCGACGACGCAGACGAGCUUAAUUCGCGUUUCUCCUCAACCCUCGAAGGGCUCGUCCGCCGCCCGGAAAAACAACGCUCCUCCCGUGACCGUCAAACAAAGAUCGACGAUUAUUUCAGAAUGUACCGCACACGAGUCGUCCUCGCCUGGAUAUUUUCCAACUCCGUCCUGGUUAUUGUGUUUUCCACGCAGACGAUCAUGGACAAGUUGUAUGCGCAUGUGGAUACGAAAGGCGGGACGGUGAACCCGUAUCUUUCGUUCAUUUUUUGGAGUGUCGCGGCUCUGUCGGCGGUGCGGUUUGUGGGGAGCGCUGCUUAUAUUUGUCAGUGGCUUAUGGAGGGAGCGAGUGGUGCGGUAGGGGGCAAACGGAAGUUUGUGUCGAGGCAGGAGCAUGAGAGACAACACAAUACGCCUGUGCCUGUCCCUGGCAAAGCAGCACAUUAGUGUUCUUGGAAACUACGGAAUUACUCUCUGAAACAUUUUUAGCGUGCAUUCCAUGAUAAUGGGACUUUACAUAAUGACACAUCCUAUGGAUUCUUCUGUCCGUCGCCCGUUCUCACAGGAUUUGGUGGGAUGGAAAAACGUGCGUUGGGCAGCUUGGUGGUGGCAAAUCGGGG
This is a messenger RNA of Fimicolochytrium jonesii, 3448 nucleotides long. RefSeq names its product chitin synthase-domain-containing protein. The transcript has 14 exons. The coding region runs from base 273 to 3275 and encodes 1000 amino acids. The record is from RefSeq and is a predicted model, not a curated record. Lineage: Eukaryota; Fungi; Chytridiomycota; Chytridiomycetes; Spizellomycetales; Powellomycetaceae. Gene Ontology annotation, cellular component: cell septum; cell periphery. Gene Ontology annotation, molecular function: chitin synthase activity.